This is a messenger RNA of Moneuplotes crassus, 648 nucleotides long. Lineage: Eukaryota; Ciliophora; Spirotrichea; Euplotida; Euplotidae. The record is from the annotation of a GenBank genome assembly.
UUAAAAUAUGGUUCAAGGGAGAUCUGGUCAUCAUUCUUGUUCAUUGUUGUACUUUUUGUAGCUUUCAACUUCAAAGACUUUCAUUAAUGGUCUCUUUUGCACUUGAUCUUUGAAACUAAUGUGAAAGUUCUUGCUGCUUCAGAGAUUGGAGUCACCUUCUUGGUAUUUUUCGGACUCAUCAUCCUCUUCAUUGAUUUUGGACUCAUCUGAGUCCUUGAUGGAUUUCAUCCCUACCGAUAUCUGAUUUCCGGAUCUAUCAAAUCUGACAGAAUUGCUAUUUUUCUUUCAGGCAACUACGUGGAUAUGUCUUGAAGUUAUUUCUCUUCUUGAUCUUGAAAGCAAACUUAUCAACUGAAUCCAAAGAGUAUUUAUGGAUCAUUCUUGGCUGACGCAAUACCUGGGUUUUUGAAAAAUUGUUAUCCUUCUUGAAGAAAUCAGCUCUCUUGCACCUAGUAGUACUUGAUCCGGCUGGGAUGAUAAGAUCAGUCUCUUUUGUUUUGUCAUUAUCCUCGGUUGCUCUGUCUUCAAACUCAGGAGUCUCUAUAUAUGUAGAAGUUAGAUAAUCUCUUGAGGCAAAUUCUUACCACUAUUGAGUGGGAUUUUGAGGCUAAAUGAUUUAUCUCCCUCACUUUGACCUGGCUUGUCCAU